AUGGGAAAAUCCCAACGUAAGAAUGCUGCGACGUUGGAUAACGACGACACUGAUAGUGUGAGUUCCUCGUCGACUGUCCGGUCGGACCAUAUGCUGGUGUCUGGUGGUGAGGAAGUUCAGCUUGAUAAAGAGAGUAUACUUGAUCAAUGUUUGGAUGCUUUAUAUGAGAAGAGGUACUUAAUUAAUGUUUAA
Molecule: messenger RNA, 192 nt
Organism: Ilex paraguariensis (yerba mate)
Lineage: Eukaryota; Viridiplantae; Streptophyta; Magnoliopsida; Aquifoliales; Aquifoliaceae
Source: the annotation of a GenBank genome assembly